Molecule: messenger RNA, 1669 nt
Organism: Setaria italica (foxtail millet)
Lineage: Eukaryota; Viridiplantae; Streptophyta; Magnoliopsida; Poales; Poaceae
Product: LOB domain-containing protein 4
Exons: 3
Coding region: 566-1336 (256 amino acids)
Source: RefSeq, a predicted model, not a curated record
CCUGACCCCAGGCCCUUUUUUUUCCCUUUGCAACACCUCCAUAAUAUCAUAAUAUUCUUCAACUCUCGCUUCCUCAUUCAAAACUGGCCUGCCUUUUCAUAGUGUGUGGUCGAUCUAUACACCUCACCUUUCCCUUUGCUGCUGUUGGAGAGGAGGAGAGAAGCUGAUCUUUCUCUCUCUAUAUCUCCCUCAGCGCGCUCUAUCUCCUCCAUGGCUCCAUAGAUCACAGCUUGCAGAGAGACAAGAGUUAGGCUAUUCUACCUGAUCAUAUGCCCCUCCUGCAAUUCCUCCAUCCACAUACAAAUUGAAACAAGAAUUGCUUGCAUAUAUCUUUGUUUGUCCUUUCCUCUAUUUUUUUCUCCUCUUUUAUUUCCAUUGUGCAGCUUGUUAGAUAGACAGAUAGUAGCUUUGGAUAUAUCAUGGAGGAAACAAGCUAGAGCAGAAGCAGCAGCAGAGAGGAGAAAGGGGAUUUUAAAAAUCCUUCAACAUAGUCUCUGCCUGCUUCUUCAUCAGAUCUGUCCUCUGUGUGACCUUAAAGAGGUACGGUAGCCCGCCCGGCCCGGAAAUGGCAUCCCCGUCGAGCACCAGCAACAACUCCGCCCUCUCCCCGGCGGCCUCGUCGGGGGCGACGACGCCCGGCGCCGGUGCGCCGUGCGCGGCGUGCAAGUUCCUGCGUCGCAAGUGCCUGCCGGGGUGCGUGUUCGCGCCCUACUUCCCGCCGGAGGAGCCCCAGAAGUUCGCCAACGUGCACAAGGUGUUCGGCGCCAGCAACGUGACCAAGCUGCUCAACGAGCUGCUCCCUCACCAGCGCGAGGACGCCGUGAGCUCGCUCGCCUACGAGGCCGAGGCGCGCGUCAAGGACCCCGUCUACGGCUGCGUCGGCGCCAUCUCCGUGCUCCAGCGCCAGGUCCACCGCCUCCAGAAGGAGCUCGACGCCGCGCACGCCGAGCUCCUCCGCUACGCCUGCGGCGACGUCAGCGGCAUCCCCACCGCGCUGCCCGUCAGCGGCGGCGCCGCCCCCAGGCUCUCCGCGGCAAUGCCGAGCCCCGGCCAGUUCGCAACGUCCGCCACCGCAGCCGCCGGCAUGUACAGCGGCCGGACGAGGCUGGGGCUCGUCGACGGCAUAGCGCCGCCGCCGCCGCCAGCCGGGUGCUACUUCAUGCGGAGCAACAACGUCGUCAUGAGUAGUAGCCCGGGCGCUGACGUGGCGCCCGUGCUGCCUUACGCUUCCAUGGCUAAUUGGGCCGUGAAUGCCAUGAGCGCCACCACGACCGCCACCUCCGGAUCGGAGAGCAUCGUGUUGGAUCACAAGGAAGGGGGAGACAGCAGCAUGUGAAGCGCCAUGAAUAUGAUUUUACCCCUUGUUAAGUGAGAUGAUGUGGAGACAUGUGCUUGAGCCCCUUUGCCCUUUGAUGAGCUUGGGAUUGCUUACUGAAGGAAGCUUCGAGGAGAUAGCCGCAGGGAGCUAGCCCAAUGCAAUCUCAGGUUGAUUAAGAGCUAAGGAGCAAUCUAUCUAUCUAUAUAUAUCUAUCUUUCGCCGACAUGAGUUAAAUAUAUCUGCACCCCUUUUUGCAUGUUGUGCAAACCAUACUUUGGAGUACUAAAUGUAAUCGAAUCGAGAUCUUGAUCGCUCUUCUUUCCAUGAUUAAUUCUUCGUUUUCGCAGGAUC